Lepisosteus oculatus (spotted gar) is the source of this 3990-nucleotide messenger RNA. It is a transcript of the gene vill, whose product is annotated as villin-like. Gene Ontology annotation, cellular component: cytoplasm; actin cytoskeleton. The record is from RefSeq and is a predicted model, not a curated record. Gene Ontology annotation, molecular function: actin filament binding; phosphatidylinositol-4,5-bisphosphate binding. NCBI's taxonomy places the organism in Eukaryota, Metazoa, Chordata, Actinopteri, Semionotiformes, Lepisosteidae. Gene Ontology annotation, biological process: actin filament severing; barbed-end actin filament capping; cytoskeleton organization.
UUUUCUAUAUGUUCUUAGUUUUCCCCUUGUACAAUUUUUAGACAGCAAGAGCGACAUUACGUACUGUACAUAACAGUACACCAAAAAUUAGGGCAGCGCUGUGAAUGGGUCACUAGCAAGUUGCCACGUUCUCUAUAAGCUUAUUGUGUCUGGGAACAACACUGGUACAUUUCUCAAGAUGGGAGGCACCGGCACCCUUGGACUGGAAAAUUGCUGAUGUAGUACCCACCCAUAAAAAGGGUGACAAAACUGGACCUGAAGUAUCUACAGUAUAGACCCAUAAUUCUGAAGAUGGGAUGAAGGCAUUGUUCUAUUGAUAAACAGGGCAUAAAGUGUUUCUUUCUCAUGAUUUUUACUAGGAUUGACAUUUAACCAAAACCUUGAUAAUUCACCUCACCAUCACCUGGGCCAAAUCCACUCUCUCACUAAUAAGGUGAUUUAGUGUUUGUACAAAAGUCAAACUCACUUUGCUGUAUUACGCACAGCUUCACUGAAACAAGGAAGCGAGGCUGUUGAACUACCAAAACAUCUCGGGACACCACCACAUUCCCUCUCACCCAUUGGACAAGAAGGUGCUUAACCUCUCCCUCACCAUCACUCAUCUGUCCAUCCAAGACUCCUGCCAAAAUGUCUGAAGAAACACCUGAAGCUUUUAAAGGCAUCCGACAGAAACCAGGUCUGCAAAUAUGGACUAUAAAUAAAAUGGAAAUGGUUCCAGUCCUUGAACAAGCCUAUGGAAACUUCUUUGAAGGUGACUGCUACAUUGUGCUUCAUGGAAAUCAGGACUCACGUCAGCCUAUGAAUGUGCAUUAUUGGAUUGGGAAAGAGUCUUCUCAAGAUGAGCAGGGAGCAGCUGCUAUCUACGUGACACAGCUGGAUGAUUACUUAGGAGGAAGCCCGAUUCAGCACAGAGAGGUGCAGGGAAAUGAGUCCCCCAAAUUCCGAAGCUACUUCAAGAAUGGGAUUGUUUACAAGAAGGGUGGAGUAGCUUCUGGUUUCCAACACAUAGAGCCCAACGUGUACAACAUCCUGCGCCUCCUUCAUGUCAAAGGGAGGAAGCAUGUCUCAGCCACAGAGGUUGAAGUUUCCUGGAACAGUUUCAACGUUGGAGAUAUAUUCUUGCUGGACAUGGGGAAAGUGAUUGUGCAGUGGAAUGGCCCUGAGAGCAACAGGAGAGAGAAAUUAAAGGCGAUGCUGCUGGCCCAAGAUAUCCGGGAUCGCGAGCGAGGUGGCAGAGCUCAGAUUGGCCUUGUGGAAGGCAGUGAUGAGGCUGAUUACCCAGAGCUCAUGAAGGUCAUGAAGGCUGUUUUGGGAGAGAGGAAAGGCAAGCUGAAGGAGGCUAUUCCUGAUGACCAGCCUGACCUGAACCAGACGGCCAACGUUAGACUCUAUCAUGUUUCAGAAUCUGGUGGUAACCUGGUUGUGCAGGAGAUCGCAACUCAACCCUUGACUCAGGACCUGCUCAAGUCCUCGGAAUGUUACAUUGUGGACCAGGGUGGCGCCACAGUCUUCGUGUGGAAAGGCAAGGAUGCCUCCAGGGAGGAGCGCCACUCUGCUGUGGGGAGAGCAGUGGGUUUCAUCAAAGCCAAAAACUACCCCUCUACCACCAAUGUGGAAGUGAUGACCGACGGAGCAGAGUCAGCAAUGUUUAAACACCUCUUCAAAUCCUGGAGAGUCAAGGGACAGACACAGGGCCUGGGCAAGACUUAUUCUGUGGGCAGGAUUGCCAAGGUAGAUCAGACGAAGUUCGAUGUGAUGGAGCUUCACGCCAGACCAGAACUUGCAGCUGAGCAGAGGAUGGUGGAUGAUGCCUCUGGAACAGUGCAGGUGUGGAGGAUUGAAAAUCUUGAACUCCAAGAGCUCCACCCCAGCUCCUAUGGCCAGUUCUAUGGAGGAGAUUGUUACCUGGUGCUCUACACUUACAUGAAGUCCAACAAACCUCAUUAUAUUCUCUACAUGUGGCUGGGGCGCCAUGCAACUCAGGAUGAGAUCACCGCGUGUGCUUACCAGGCAGUCAAUAUGGAUAAUAAGUACAAUGGUGCUGCAGUGCAGGUCAGGGUGACUAUGGGGAAGGAGCCUCGGCACUUUCUGGCCAUUUUCAAAGGGAAACUCGUUAUUUAUGAGGGUGGGACAAGCCGUGCUGGCGUAGUGAAACCUGAACCAGGUGCCAGGCUCUUCCAGGUCAGAGGCACUAAUGAAUUCAACACAAAAGCCACUGAGGUUCCAGCCCGGGCAUCCUCCCUCAACACAAACGACGUCUUCCUUCUGAAAACCGACCGGGUCUGUUAUGUGUGGUCUGGCAAGGGGUGCAGUGGGGAUGAGAGAGAAAUGGGCAAGUCUGUGGCCGAUGUCAUCUCCAGGCAAGACAAGCAGACAGUCCUGGAGGGCCAGGAACCUGCAGAGUUCUGGGUGGCUCUGGGAGGGAAAGCUCCUUACACCAGCGACAAGAGGUUCCAGCAGGAGAAGCCGCCACACAAGCCACGGCUGUUUGAGUGUUCCAACCAGACGGGCCGCUUCGUGAUGACUGAAGUGGACGACUUUGCCCAGGAUGACUUGGAUGAGGAUGAUGUCAUGCUGCUUGAUACCUGGGAGGAGGUCUUCCUAUGGAUUGGCCAGCAGGCCAAUGAGUGUGAGAAGAAGGAGUCUUACAUUAGUGCUGUUGAGUACCUGAAGACUCACCCAGCAGGAAGAGACCCUGGGACCCCUGUCAUCAUGGUGAAGCAGGGUUUUGAGCCACCCACUUUCACUGGCUGGUUCAAUGCCUGGGACCCUCACAAGUGGAGUGGUGGCAGAUCCUAUGAGGAAAUGAAAAAGAAACUGGGAGAUGUUUCAGCGAUUUCACAAAUUACUGUUGAUUUCAACAACACAGACCUGAACAGGUGGAGCAGUGGUGCCACCUACAGUGCACCUGGGGGACCUGCAGGCCCCUCUCCUGUGUACAAAUCCCAAAGCAGUAUACAGUCCAAACCCCAGGCCAGUCUAGCAGUCUCCAAGGGCAACACGUCAGGCCUUGCUGCUGAACUGCUGAUCAACAAAACAGUGAAUGAGCUCCCUGAGGGUGUGGACCCAGCAAGAAAAGAGGAGUAUCUCUCGGAUGCUGAUUUUGAGGCCAUGAUCGGGGCAACGCGCUCGGAUUUCUACCGUAUGCCUGCUUGGCGCCAAAAACACCUAAAGAAGGAAGCAGGGCUUUUCUGAGACCAAGCAAGCGGUGUACUUUAAAGACAUGAGAUAAUGAAAUAUCAGCCUACUGUGUGUAAUGUAGACUAUGUCAUUAUCUAACCCAGAAGUCAAAUACAUUAUUCAAGUGUUCAAAUGGGCAUAUCCAAUACUUCUUCAUGCGUUGAGAAGAACAUAGUGCUUUAUAAAUGAUAAUAAGAGUAACAUUAUCCAUGUCCUUCUUUAAUAAAUUUGCUACAAAAUGUACUGACAUAUAUAAAUAUAGAAAUUGAUCCUUUCAGGUCCUGAAUAACAGGAUUGGAUGUUAUCCCUUGCAUGAUCAAUUCCUCCAUCCAUUCCAGUGAAUGAGAAUGCAGAAUGCAUUGCCACACCAUUGCACAUUCAUUACCAAAUUGAUUUAGGAAUAUUGAAGUGUUUUCUAAUUUUACUUUUUAUUUUAAAUGAAAAUUUUAAAAGGUAACUGCAACCUGAAAAAUGCUUCCUAGCCAUCAUAAGUCAGGGCUACUUAGCUCUGGUUCAAGAGGGCUUUAGUCCUGAAUGUAUUUUCACAAUAUAAAUCUCAUAACUUUCGCAACAACGUCUGGACGACUGUCCUCAAAGGCCCAGAAUUAUGUGCUUGUCUUAAGCAUUCCUUUUAACCACAGUGUUCCAUGUUCCUUUUCACAAUGCUGUCAACACUGCACUGUUAAACCCACAGCUGUAUUACCUGCUGCCCCUUGCCUGGAAAGCAACACAGCAGAAGAAUGAAAUCUAGAGAUGAUUCUCAAGAGGGGCAAUUGCUCUUCCAAUGCAAUAAACUUUGUUUACAAAUCA